UUCAAUCAUGAGUCUCAAAGAUCCAUUGGAACACAUGGAAGUAUGCUGUGAGCCCUUAUGUCCAGUGUGUGGUCAGUCACACUUACCAGAAGAGAACCAUGCAUACAGCUACACAGAAGACGUGGACGAUGAUCUAAUUUGCCACAUCUGCCUGCAGCCUUUGCUUCGGCCGCUGGACACGCCUUGUGGCCAUACCUACUGCACAGUUUGCCUUACAGAUUUCUUAGUAGAAAAAGACUUCUGCCCUAUGGAUCGCAAAAUUCUUACCCUACAGUCUUGCAGGAAGUCUAGUAUACUAGUAAAUAAACUCCUGGAUAAGCUAAUGGUUAGCUGCCCUUUCACAGAACACUGCUCAGAGGUCAUUCAGCGUUGUGAUCUUGAACAACAUUUUCAGAAUGGAUGUAAAGGAGCAUCCCAUUAUGGCCUUACCAAGGACCGAAAGCGACGUUCACAGGAUGGAUCUCCCGAUUCUACUGCUGCUUUGACUGUAGCUGCUCUCGGUCCAGAGCUCUCUGCUGCCGCCACUAUAGCCUUAAUGACAGAUGAGCCGGGUUUAAUUAAUCCAGCCUUCAGCACCACCUCUGAGGACUGCCAGUCGGGACCCAGCUCCUCAGAUCUUAACAGAAGCAACCAAACUAGACCUCGACAUUUCGAACGUUCCACUAUAAGAAGCAGGUCCUUUAAGAAAAUAAACAGAGCUUUCAGCGUUCUUCGGAGGACAAAAAGCGGGAGUGCUGUUGCUAACCAUGCUGAACAGGAACAAGAGAAUGUUGAAAGAAUGGUUGCCUCAGAGGAAGUGUUCCCAAGGUUAUAUCACCUCAUCCCAGAUGGCGAAAUUACCAGCAUUAAGAUGAGCCGCAGCGAUCCCAACGAAAGCCUUGCCAUUAGGAUUGUGGGAGGGAGCGAAACGCCAUUGGUUCACAUCAUUAUACAGCACAUCUAUCGCGAUGGAGUCAUUGCCAGAGAUGGAAGGUUACUCCCUGGGGACAUGAUACUGAAGGUAAACGGUAUGGACAUCAGAAACGUACCGCACAGUUACGCCUUGUCGGUUCUGAGGCAGCCCUGCCAAGUCCUCCGGCUGACCGUUCUCAGGGAGCAGAGGUACAGGUGUCGGAACAGCGGGCUUCCCCUGGACGUGCCCUGCAACCGGGAUGACAGUGCUCACGUUGUCCUGAACAAAAGCAGCCCCGACGAACAGCUGGGCAUCAAGCUGGUACGCAAGGCAGACGAAACGGGGGUGUUUGUUUUCAACUUGCUGGAAGGAGGCGUCGCGGCCAGGGAUGGACAGCUUCAGGAGAAUGACAGGGUUCUAGCGAUUAACGGCCAUGAUCUUCGAUACGGAAGUCCGGAGAGCGCGGCCCAGCUUAUACAGGCUAGUGAGAAGCGCGUCCACUUCACCGUGUCUCGGCAAAGGCAGCAGGCUCCAGAUAUCUUGCAGGAGGCUGGAUGGGAUUACAAUGGUAGCCAUCAACCUUGUCCUGCACAGAGGAAUAAUCCUAACAAGGCUGCCCUCCAUGCGGUCACCUGUCACGAAAAGGUGGUGGUUGUCCAAAAAGAUAAUGCAGAGUCACUGGGAAUGACAGUGGCAGGCGGUGCGUCCUCCCACAGGGAAUGGGAUUUGCCUAUUUAUGUAAUAAGCGUCGAGCCAGGUGGAGUCAUCAGCAGAGAUGGCAGAAUCAAAACAGGUGACAUUCUGCUCAAUGUAAACGGAAUUGAUCUGACAGGUGUCAGCCGUGGGGAGGCAGUAGCCCUUUUGAAAAACACCUCCUCGUCUGUAAUCCUCAAAGCCCUAGAACUGAAAGAGUGUGAGACCCUGGUGGAUGAGAGCGACGGGUCUCUACUCAGUGCCCAUUUGAACACCUCCGGCCCCAGUGAAUGGUCUCCUUCCUGGGUGAUGUGGCUGGAGCUGCCGCGGUAUUUGUACAGCUGCAAAGAAAUUGUAUUACGAAGAAAUACAGCGGGAAGCCUUGGCUUCAGCAUCGUGGGUGGUUAUGAAGAAAACAGUGGAAACAAGCCAUUCUUUAUCAAAUCCAUUGUUGGAGGGACUCCAGCCUAUCAUGAUGGAAGAAUUAGGUGUGGUGACAUCCUCCUUGCUGUUAAUGGCAGAAAUAUUUCUGGAAUGGUGCAUGCUAGUUUGGCAAGGAUGCUAAAGGAGUUGAAGGGGAAAAUUACGCUCACCAUUGUGUCCUGGCCUGGCACUUUUUUAUAAAGAUUCGUUUCAGCUGGAGAGCAACAAAUCAUUUUGACACAAAUCAAGCACUUAAUAUGGACAUUUGUUUACUCCACUUUCUGGUCAACUGUAUACUUGUAAAAGAAAAUUGUGAAAUGUAAAUGUGCAUACACAAACAGAA
This is a messenger RNA of Euleptes europaea (tarantolino), 2351 nucleotides long. It is a transcript of the gene LNX1, whose product is annotated as ligand of numb-protein X 1. The record is from RefSeq and is a predicted model, not a curated record. The transcript is spliced from 10 exons. Gene Ontology annotation, molecular function: metal ion binding; ubiquitin-protein transferase activity; protein binding. Gene Ontology annotation, biological process: ubiquitin-dependent protein catabolic process. The coding region runs from base 8 to 2209 and encodes 733 amino acids. NCBI's taxonomy places the organism in Eukaryota, Metazoa, Chordata, Lepidosauria, Squamata, Sphaerodactylidae. Gene Ontology annotation, cellular component: cytoplasm.